AUCUCCCCCGCCGCCAUUACCGGCCUCCAUCGCCGUUGCCGUGGGAAAUGGCGGCAGCGCCCCAGGACCGGGUUCUCACCCCUUCCCUCCCUCUUCCCUCACCCUGCACCCAGCAGAGGAAAAUACUCUGAAAAUACUUGCUUUUAAUAGGCUUUUUGCUGGACCUCCUGUUGUCUCUCAAAAGUAAAAAGAAAUGACAGAUGAUAAAAAAGAAACAGCAAGAAGUCGUGGGCUUUUUGGAGGCCAACAAGAUUGACUUUCAGCAGAUGGACAUAGCAGGGGAUGAGGACAACAGGAAAUGGAUGAGAGAGAAUGUCCCAGGUGAAAAAAAGCCUCAAAAUGGAAUUCCCCUCCCUCCACAGAUCUUCAAUGAGGAGCGAUACUGUGGGGAUUUUGAAUCCUUUUUCUCUGCAAAGGAAGAAAAUAUUAUUUAUUCAUUCCUGGGCCUUGCUCCUCCUCCAGGCACCAAGGAGACUGAAAAGUCUGAUGCCAAGGAGGAAAAGUCAGAUGCUGUGGAAGAGAAGUCUGAGGCCAUGGAAAAAUCUGAGGCCACAGAGGAAAAAUCUGAGGCCACAGAGGAAAAAUCUGAGGCCACAGAGGAAAAGUCUGAGGCCGUGGAGGAAACUGAGACCCACACAGAAGAUAAGGCAGAUGAAGGGGCUCCUGAAGAGGCUCAGUCUGAUCAGGCACCAUCAGAAGAUCAACAGGAAAACGAGGAAGAACAUGCAGUAACAGGGGAAGAAGAAGAGAAGCAGGAAGAGGGAGAAGGAAAUGAAGAGGUGGAGGAGCAAGAAGAGUCUUAGUACAGCUCCCUGUGACACAUUAUUUCUUGAACAGGUUUUCAGGAAGCACCAGCUGGAGCAGCCCCGCCAAAGAAACUAAAAUUCUUCCCUCAAGCAAACCACCACUACCUUUUGUGCCUGUAGACUUCUGAACCUAUAAAUACAUAGCAGAACACACCACUGUGUCCUCCCUGUGCCCUUUAUAUAUAUAUUUGGUAUUCCAGUUGCUUGUUAAAAUGGAUCUUAUGUCCGACGGAUCAUAUUUCAGUCAAUUGUUAUAUGUUGGAAUAGUGUUGUCCGUGUCACAUUUUAAGCUCCUCAGGGCAGGAACCACGUCUUUCUCCAUGUUUAUGCACUGCCAAACACUUUACUGCCACUCAGCACGGGGAUGUCUUCAGAGAAAGAGAAAUUCAGCACUGAAAACUGCAGAGAGGCACAAGCCAUGUGAGUCACUUCUCCCUCAGCUGGCAUGUGAAAAUGAUUGAGAUUUCCAUUGUGCAGCCGGAUAAAUAAAUGUGUUUUCUGUCAUA
Messenger RNA from Pipra filicauda (Wire-tailed manakin), 1312 nucleotides. It is a transcript of the gene SH3BGR, whose product is annotated as SH3 domain binding glutamate rich protein. NCBI's taxonomy places the organism in Eukaryota, Metazoa, Chordata, Aves, Passeriformes, Pipridae. The transcript has 8 exons. Gene Ontology annotation, cellular component: cytoplasm. The coding region runs from base 201 to 803 and encodes 200 amino acids. The record is from RefSeq and is a predicted model, not a curated record.